GAGGACCUGAGAAAUGGUCCUUGGUGAAAGAUCUAUUAUUUCUUCCUAAUUGAGCCAUAGAGCCAAUGAGUACGCCGAAAAUCAGUGCUUCCGAUCGUUCUCCACCCCAAUCUAUAUUAAAAGACGCAAUAGCGCCAUCCCUCGUAAGGUGAAGUGCUUAAAUAACCUGCGAUUCCCGCGCGUAUCCGUUUCCAUGAUCCUUGCGGUUCGCCAAUUUAACAAACCGCCGGCGCACGUCAUAAAAACAUACCAGCGGAGUGACAGCACUCAGAGCUGCCGAGGCAUUGCGUCUCAGCCUCCUAAAACACACUAUAUAUAGAAUCUUCCCCGCCAACACUGUCUACCAUGAGUAGUAAGACACAUAUGCUCUCGAAAGAGAAAGAAUACCUAACACAGUCUUUCAAUCUUGAAGAGCAAGCUCCUACGCGACCGCCACCAACAAAAUACUCCAUCCGUCGAAAGAUGGAGCGAACGCUUUUUGUUAUUCUCCUAGCAUUUCUUCUCUUCAUUACCGCGAAUGGCUUUGGGUCAGACACCUUGGAAAACGGUAUCUCAGGGCACCAGAAGCCCUUGACCGUGGAAGAAAGAGUAGAGCGUAUCCUGCAGAAAACCCCGUUGAUCGAUGGCCAUGAUGAUCUUCCGAUUUUCAUCCGUGCGAAAUAUGGAAACCACAUCUACCAAGAGAAUUUCACUACGGAAUUCGUUCAUGGUGGCUUCCCUGGGCAUGUCGACCUGCCCCGGCUAUCCAAGGGUAGAGUCGGUGGCACGUUUUGGAGCGUUUUUGUACCUUGCCCCAAGAACUGGCAGGACUUUUCUGAUGAAAAUUACGCACUGAGUAUACGGGAAACGAUAGAGCAGGUAGACUUGUGGCUCCGCCUGCAGCAAGCCUAUCCGGACACCUUCUCCACGCCUCCGAAUGGCACCACGGCUCUUCAAGCCUUCCUAGACGGGAAGAUCAUCUCACCUAUGGGUAUUGAGGGCCUCCACUCCAUUGGAAACUCGCUUGCCUAUCUACGACAUUUCUAUGCGCAAGGUGUAUCCUAUGCCACUCUGACACAUAAUUGUCAUAAUCGCUACGCCGAUGCUGCUCUCACCGAGCUCCCAGACGGCGGCGUGAAGAAGGCCGAUCCUCUGUGGCACGGUAUCAGUGAGGACGGCAAAGCCCUGGUAUCAGAGAUGAAUCGACUCGGAAUGAUUGUCGAUCUGGCCCAUGUAAGCGUCGAGACCAUGCGAGACGUCCUUGGUGCAGGCAAGGAUGACUGGACGGGCAGUAGUGCGCCAGUCAUCUUCAGCCAUAGUUCCGCAUAUGCCGUCUGCCCUCAUCCACGUAACGUCCCGGACGACGUGCUAGAGUUGGUCAAAUCACGGAACUCCGUGGUGAUGAUUAACUUUGCCCCCGACUUCGUCUCGUGUACAGCUGGGAAUAACUCGAACGGUCUGCCUGACUCGGAUCCUGAGAAUGCCACUUUAGAGCAUGUUGCCGAUCAUAUACUGCACAUCGGGAAUCUCAUCGGGUUUGAUCAUGUCGGAAUCGGCAGCGACUUUGACGGUAUCGCUUCUGUUCCUCGCGGACUAGAGGAUGUCUCCAAAUUUCCAGACUUAAUUGCUGAACUCCUCAGGAGGGGAGUUAGUGAUGAGGAUGCCGGCAAGAUUGUGGGGGGUAACUUGCUACGCGUGUGGAAGGACGUCGACCGCGUUGCUCUUAGCAAGCAAGCCAACGGAGCUCUUCCUGCCGAGGAUGAUCUGUCAUGAGAUAUACCAAGUGUUCGUUUGACACAUAACACGUUGCCUCGGUCCAUGGGUGCCUAUCCUUUUGCCACCAAACUUUGUGUACAUGUAGAUGCAGCCCUAGAUGCAUAUCACCUUUACCUCUAGUUUGGCUUGAAUUUAAUCUACUGGCUAACAGAGUAGUAUCCAGU
Molecule: messenger RNA, 1919 nt
Organism: Aspergillus alliaceus
Lineage: Eukaryota; Fungi; Ascomycota; Eurotiomycetes; Eurotiales; Aspergillaceae
Product: putative dipeptidase
Exons: 3
Coding region: 346-1752 (468 amino acids)
Biological process (GO): proteolysis
Molecular function (GO): metallodipeptidase activity
Source: RefSeq, a predicted model, not a curated record